UAUAUGGCAUCUUCUGCUAAUUUCCUAGUUUGUUUAUCAUCAUUUAUGCUUCUUCUUCUUCUGCUUUCAAGCAGGAGUAAUGGAGCAAGAAUGGAGGCUGGAGGAGAAGAAUACAGGAGGGAAAGACUAACCAAGUUCAAUAAUGUGUUUGAGCCGAGGCCAGACAUCACCUCUUAUCCGGCUGCUGAUAAGAAUGACCAGCGGCUCUUUCUAAAGGACUUUGAGCCGAGGCCGGACGUGACCUCUUAUCCGGCUGCUGAUAAGAGUGGUCGACUCUUUGUAAAGGACUUUGAGCCGAGGCCAGACGUCACCUCUUACCCGGCUGCUGAUAAGAGUGGUCGACUCUUUGUAAAGAACUUUGAGCCGAGGCCUGACGUGACCUCUUAUCCGACUGCUGAUAAGAGUGGAAGGCUCUUUCUAAAGAAUUUUGAGCCAAGACCGGACGUCACCUCUUAUCCGGCUGUUGUUGAUAAGAGUGACCGACUCUUUUUAAAGGACUUUGAGCCGAGAUCGGUCACUUCUUAUCCGGCUUAUCCGGCUGCUGAUAAGAGUGACCGACUCUUUCUAAAGGAUUUUGAGCCGAGGCCGGACGUGACCUCUUAUCCAGCUGCUGAUAAGAGUCACCGGCUCUUUCUAAAGGACUUUGAGCCGAGACCAGACGUGAUCUCUUAUCCGGCUGCAGAUAAGAGUGACCGGCUCUUUGUAAAGGUCUUUGAGCCAAGGCCGGAGGUGACCUCUUAUCCGCCUGCAGAUAAGAGUGACCGGCUCUUUGUAAAGGUCUUUGAGCCAAGGCCGGACGUGACCUCUUAUCCGGCUGUUGAUAAGAGUGGCCGGGUCUUUCUAAAUGACUUUGAGCCGAGGCCGGAUGUGACCGCUUAUCCCUCUGCAUAG
Messenger RNA from Impatiens glandulifera, 891 nucleotides. Its product is annotated as organ-specific protein S2-like. Bases 4 to 891 code for a protein of 295 amino acids. The transcript has 3 exons. NCBI's taxonomy places the organism in Eukaryota, Viridiplantae, Streptophyta, Magnoliopsida, Ericales, Balsaminaceae. The record is from RefSeq and is a predicted model, not a curated record.